Messenger RNA from Theobroma cacao (cacao), 1751 nucleotides. It is a transcript of the gene COX10, whose product is annotated as cytochrome c oxidase 10. Gene Ontology annotation, molecular function: protoheme IX farnesyltransferase activity. Gene Ontology annotation, cellular component: membrane; mitochondrion. Lineage: Eukaryota; Viridiplantae; Streptophyta; Magnoliopsida; Malvales; Malvaceae. The record is from RefSeq and is a predicted model, not a curated record. Gene Ontology annotation, biological process: heme A biosynthetic process.
GUCUUGGGUUUGUGGCUACUGGCAACGCCAUUUUCUAAAGAGUUGGAUCAUCUUCACGACUUCGACCGGCAGCGUCUGUCUGGACGGUCGACCUAAAGAAUAAUAACGAUGAACUCGUAAAAGAUCCAAAAUCUCUGCCAAAAUUUCCCUGAAGAAAAUUUCUUGAAAUCAUCCAUGUGGCGAAACUCCGCCACUUUAAGCUUCUCUUCGAAGCUUCUAUCCUCUUCCUCUUCCAUUAAUCAUUAUUGCUUUCAUUACGCAUCCGCUUUUUCCAUUUUAAGUCCGAAUGGCGUCGUUGAACCCGUACUUUCUCCUUCUUAUCGACGCUUCUAUUCCUCAUCGGCGACGCCUUCGCCUUCUCCUUCAUCUGACUCCGUCAUAAAGCUAGGGUUUCUCGCUGACAGAUCCCUCGGGUUUCGACCUUUGAGUUCCAAAGCUAGAGAUGCCAUCCAGCUCGCUUGUCACUACGGUCGAUGUUACUGGGAGCUCUCCAAGGCUCGUCUCAGUAUGUUGGUGGUAGCGACUUCCGGGACUGGAUAUGUGCUAGGGAGUGGAAACGCUGUUGAUUUGGCGGGGCUUUGUUGGACUUGUGCUGGAACCAUGAUGGUUGCCGCAUCUGCGAAUUCGUUGAAUCAGGUGUUUGAGAUAAAUAAUGAUGCCAAAAUGAAGAGAACGAGGCAAAGACCUCUACCUUCGGGGCGCAUCACAAUACCACAUGCAGUCACCUGGGCGUCUUCACUUGGAUUUGCUGGCACUGCUAUGUUGGCGUGCAAGGCUAGUAUGUUGGCAGCUGGGCUUGCAGCUUCCAAUCUUAUUCUUUACGCAUUUGUGUAUACUCCAUUGAAGCAGAUUCACCCUGUGAAUACAUGGGUUGGGGCUGUUGUUGGUGCUAUUCCUCCUCUUCUAGGGUGGGUUGCAGCUUCUGGUCAGAUUUCCCUCAAUGGAUUAAUUCUUCCAGCAGCUCUCUACUUUUGGCAAAUACCUCAUUUUAUGGCCCUGGCAUACUUGUGCCGUGAUGAUUAUGCUGCAGGAGGGUACAGGAUGUUCUCCCUUGCAGAUGCUUCAGGUCAGAGGACGGCUGCCGUGGCUUUCAGGAACUGCCUAUAUCUUAUCCCUUUGGGGUUCAUAGCCUAUGACUGGGGUGUGGCUUCUGGGUGGUUUUGUGUUGAAUCAUCGCUUAUCACUCUAGCAAUAAGUGCUGCAGCAUUUUCAUUUUACCGUGACCGGACCACUCAAAAAGCAAGAAGGAUGUUCUAUGCUAGCCUUUUGUAUCUUCCUGUAUUUAUGUCAGGUCUCCUAUUUCAUCGUCUCUCUGAUGAACAGCGAGGCCUUGCAGAUAAUCCUGACAGGUAUAUUGAGCUUUCAUCUUCCUUGCAAGAUGUAAGCGAAGAUGAUCAGAAGAAGAAAACGAGGCAUUUCACAGGUGGUCCACAAGCACGCCCACCUGUAGCAUAUGCCUCAAUCGCUCCAUUUCCCUUUCUUCCUGUUCCUGGUCCUUGAUGUAUUAUUCCAUUGGCCUCAAAUUUUGUAUACCGAAUAAAAUUGUUGGAAGGACAACCCCGAAACCUCAGCUUUCUAUUCAAGGCUUUUCUCCCAAGUCUCCAUUUUUACACAUUUUUGUGUAGAAUAAGAUUUCAUUUCUCAAUUUUCAUUAACUAGAAAUGAAUGUAAAUUGUGAUUGAGCUGCUUAUGCACUUUAGAGUAACGUUCAUCUUAAUAUACUUCGAAUUGGGUAUUUGAUUUUGAUAUCA